Molecule: messenger RNA, 753 nt
Organism: Closterium sp. NIES-67
Lineage: Eukaryota; Viridiplantae; Streptophyta; Zygnematophyceae; Desmidiales; Closteriaceae
Source: the annotation of a GenBank genome assembly
GAAUUCGCGGUGUCGGUGGCGGAGGGGCAGACGGCGGAGGGGUCUGCGAGUGAGGAAGAGUUUGAGGCGCUCGUGUGCGCCACGUGCAUGGGGCAGCCCGGCGCGCUGCCUGUGCUCAACGGCGCCGUGGUGGCGGCGGCGGUGCGCCUGGGGCUGGCGCUGCAGUGCCGCGUGGCGGAGAGGAGCAAGUUCGACCGCAAGCAGUACUUCUACCCCGACCUGCCCAAGGGCUACCAGGCGGGCGGCGGGAGAAGGCGCUUCGGGGUGACACGCGCACACCUGGAGGAAGAUGCGGGGAAGUCGCUGCACGGGGGCUAUGGCAGCCAGCAAACGGCACCCACGCAGUCCAAGGAAGGCCUGGCGGACUACAGCUACUUCCCCGAGCCCGACCUGUCCGCGCUGGCCCUCUCACAGCAAUUCCUAGAGCAGCUGCGCGCCGCCCUGCCCGAGCUGCCAGAGCAGAGGUGGCGGUGAUACGAGGCGCUGGGGCUGCCCAUGCAGGACGUGCUCGUGCUGGCGGAUGACAAGGAGGUCAUUAUAAGGAGUUCUCGGACUUUGAUGGUGUGCUGGCGGCUGGGGCGGACGCCAAGGUGGCGGCGAACUGGCUGAUGGGCGACGUGACGGCGCUGCUCAAGGCGGAGCGCAGGAGCGUGGCGGGCAUGGCGGCGGUGAUGCCGCCCAGCACCCUGGCGGAGCUCAUCGCACUCAUCCAGGAGGGCACCGUCAGCGGCAAGAUUGGCAAGGAGGUGCGCC